Molecule: messenger RNA, 2623 nt
Organism: Sciurus carolinensis (gray squirrel)
Lineage: Eukaryota; Metazoa; Chordata; Mammalia; Rodentia; Sciuridae
Gene: Acrbp
Product: acrosin binding protein
Exons: 10
Coding region: 532-2163 (543 amino acids)
Cellular component (GO): acrosomal vesicle; nucleus
Molecular function (GO): protein binding
Source: RefSeq, a predicted model, not a curated record
ACCUGAGCAAUCCCUCCUGUGAACCCUUCUCUUGUUUUCCCGUUUGAACCCAUAUCUUACCUGGAGGCAUACUCUCUAGCUCCUACCCAGAUCACCUGCCCUUUGUUUUGCACGUUCCAUCACUGCCAGCCCCAGAACCCUGCCUGUGCUGGCAUCUAUGUCUUUCCACAUCUGAACAAAUUGCUUUUCUAAACUCUGAUUUCCAGUGUGCAAAUAGGGUUCAUAUUAGAUCCACCUUCUGGGAUUGUUGUGGAGAUAAAAUAAAGUAGUACCCAUCAAGAACAACAGGCCUCGUCGAAGAUAGAACAUGAAUGGUGGCCUUUGCUCUUCUGGAUUUGCCCUAACAUGAGCGAUACCCUCCUGCCACCUGGCCACUUAGGUUCGCGGCCCCCGCCCCUGGUGCCCCGCGGCCCACGCCUUUGUGACGCAAGGCCACACCUCGCACUCCUGAACGCCAGCCCGUGCCACCGCCGCUCUGUCUGUGGCUUGGCCGGUUAGAGGCCGGGAAACACGGACGGAUCUUCUGGGGCCAUGAGGAAACUAUCUGAUGGCCUCCUCUCUCUCCUGAAGGUGCUGCUCCUGCCUCUGGCACCUGCCCCAGCCCAGGAGUCAACUUCAGCCUCCACUCCAGGCAGCCCCCUCUCCCCCAGCGAAUAUGAACGCUUCUUUGCGCUGCUGACCCCAACUUGGAAGGCAGAGACUACCUGCCGCCUCCGUGCUACCCACGGCUGCCGAAACCCAACUCUGGUACAGCUGGAUCAAUAUGAAAACCAUGGCUUGGUGCCGGACGGCGCUGUCUGCUCCGACCUUCCUUAUGCCUCCUGGUUUGAGUCUUUCUGCCAGUUUACUCAGUAUCGCUGCUCCAACCACGUCUACUAUGCCAAGAGAGUCCGGUGCUCCCAGCCAGUAUCCAUUCUCUCACCUAACACUCUCAAGGAGGCAGAGGUUGCAGCAGAAGUUGCACCCACCACCAUGACCUCCCCGUUUCUAUCCCAUAUCACAGCCACAGAACGGCAGGUCUUCCAGCCCUGGCCUGAACGACUGAACAACAAUGUGGAGGAGCUGCUCCAAUCCUCCUUGUCCCUGGGAGGCCAGGAGCAACUGCCUGAUCACAAGCAGGAGCAAAGACAGGAGCAACACAAAAAAGAGCAAAUGCAAAAACAAAAGCAGGAGGAAAGGCAGGAGCAAGAAGAGCAAGAGGAGGAGCAAGAAGAGGAGGGAAAGCAAGAAGAGGGGCAGAGGACAGAGGAGGGACUGGAGACAAUGUCUAAUCUGCAGGCCAAUGCAGAGGCCAAGUUUCUGUCUGAAUCUUUGUCUUCCAACCCUUCCUCCUUCACUCCCCGAGUCCGAGAAGCAGAGCCUGCUCCUGUCGUGAUGGAGAACAUCCAAGAGCUCAUUCAACCAACCCAAGAAAUGGAUGAAACAAAUGAAAUAUAUGAUGAGGAUGUCUAUUGGAGAAGUCAAAACCCUGGCAGCCUCCUGCAACUGCCCCACACUGAGUCCUUGCUGAUAAUGUGCUAUUCAAUUGUGGAGAAUACCUGCAUCAUGACCCCCACAGCCAAGGCCUGGAAGUACCUAGAGGAGGAGAUCCUUGGUUUCGGGAAGACGGUCUGUGACAGUCUUGGGCGGCGACACACAUCUAUCUGUCCCCUCUGUGCCUUCUGCUCCCUGAAGCUGGAGCAGUGCUACUCAGAGAACAACCUGCAACGGCAACAGUGUGACACUUCCCACAAGACACCCUUCCUCAGCCCCUUGCUCACAGCCCAGGGCGUAUCUGUCGGCACCCAGGUAGGGUCCCCAGAAGCAGGCCGCUUUUAUGGGCUGGAAUUGUAUGGUGGGCUCCGCAUGGACUUUUGGUGUGCCCGGCUUGCCACAAAGGGCUGUGAAGAUGUCCGAGUCUCCAGCUGGCUCCAGACUGAGUUCCUUAGCUUCCACGAUGGGGAUUUCCCCACCAAGGUUUGUGACACAGACUAUGUCCAGUAUCCAAACUACUGUUCCUUCAAAAGUCAACAAUGCCUGAUGAGAAACCAGAAUCGGAAGGUAUCCCGCAUGAGAUGUCUGCAGAAUGAAACUUACACUGUUUUGUCCCUGAGCAAAAGUGAGGACCUUGUGCUUCGAUGGAGCCAGGAGUUCAGCACCUUGACUCUAGGCCAACUUGGAUGAGCUGGUAUCCAUUCUGGCCCACUCCAGCCUGAUGGGUCCAUAUUCUCCAUCUGUCAGUUACCUAGUCCCUAGUCACACUCUCCUUGGGUUGGGAUAGCAGUCCCAGAGAGGUCCACAAUGGAAGUUCCAUCUGCCUUAGAGGAUGAUAUCUUUAUAUAAAGUGUUUAUUUUCAGCCUGUGUGGCCUUUUUUGGUUUGAUCUCCAUCCUCAGCACUGCCACCUUGCCCUUGGGAAUCAAUCUCUAACCUCCCAAUUUUAUGGAUCCAUCUGCAGAUGAGAGAACCUAAUGGGAAUGGUACUCAGGGAAGCAGCCAUCUGUCAGAGAAGCAGAAGACCUAAGCAGUCAGGGAAUUGGAUUGAAGAAAGCUAUGGCUGGGGUCUUAGGGGUUAUGUGUACUAUGAGGACAUAUGUGUCUUCAUUUCUGAAGUUCUGGGUUCCGUUAUCUCAGAAGUAAAUGUA